Molecule: messenger RNA, 2143 nt
Organism: Tupaia belangeri chinensis (Chinese tree shrew)
Lineage: Eukaryota; Metazoa; Chordata; Mammalia; Scandentia; Tupaiidae
Gene: ST7
Product: suppression of tumorigenicity 7
Exons: 16
Coding region: 288-1892 (534 amino acids)
Source: RefSeq, a predicted model, not a curated record
GCAUCCCAGAAGAGCCACGUCGGCCUUCCUUUGCCUAGUGGAUUUUCAAAAGCAGCUCUUCAGUUUUUGGUGCUGUGGGAGACCUUGCUUUUCAAUCACACGGAGGAAAACUGAAGCUCGUAAGAGGAGAAUCUGGCAGCUGGACACAGCUUGGACUGCAUUGUCUGGCUUCAUGACCCCUGCUGUGUAGCCGGCUCAUCUCUUCACUCUCACACGCACAUUCUCCUUGCCUUUUUUUUUCCUUUUCUUUUUUAUAAUUUUUUUUAAAGCAGCCUCUGGAGCCAGCCAUGUUUGGCACCGAAUCUUCAUUGAGCAUGUUUUUGAACACGUUAACCCCGAAGUUCUACGUGGCCCUGACAGGCACCUCCUCACUAAUAUCAGGGCUUAUUUUGAUAUUUGAAUGGUGGUAUUUUCGCAAGUAUGGAACAUCAUUCAUUGAGCAAGUCUCAGUAAGCCACUUGCGCCCCCUUCUGGGAGGUGUGGACAACAACUCCUCCAACAAUUCUAGCUCCAGUAAUGGGGACUCAGAUUCCAACAGGCAGAGUGUCUCAGAAUGCAAAGUAUGGCGAAAUCCACUAAAUUUAUUUAGGGGUGCAGAAUAUAAUCGGUAUACGUGGGUGACAGGGCGAGAGCCUCUCACAUACUAUGACAUGAAUCUCUCUGCUCAAGACCACCAGACGUUCUUUACUUGUGACUCGGACCAUUUGCGUCCUGCAGAUGCAAUAAUGCAGAAAGCCUGGAGAGAGAGAAAUCCCCAAGCUAGGAUUUCUGCUGCUCAUGAAGCCUUGGAGAUAAAUGAAAUUAGGUCCAGAGUUGAAGUUCCCCUAAUUGCUUCCUCUACCAUCUGGGAGAUAAAAUUGUUACCAAAGUGUGCAACUGCUUACAUUCUCUUGGCUGAAGAAGAAGCAACCACAAUUGCUGAAGCAGAAAAGUUGUUUAAGCAGGCCCUGAAGGCUGGAGAUGGCUGUUACCGGCGUUCUCAGCAGCUACAGCAUCACGGAUCCCAAUAUGAAGCCCAACAUAGACGAGACACCAAUGUCUUGGUCUACAUCAAGAGAAGGCUAGCGAUGUGUGCCAGAAGACUUGGGCGGACCAGGGAAGCAGUGAAAAUGAUGAGAGAUUUGAUGAAAGAGUUCCCCCUCCUGAGCAUGUUCAACAUCCAUGAAAACCUUUUAGAAGCCCUUCUGGAACUGCAGGCCUAUGCCGACGUUCAGGCAGUCUUAGCAAAGUACGAUGAUAUAAGCUUACCAAAGUCGGCAACAAUUUGCUACACAGCUGCCUUGCUCAAAGCCAGAGCGGUCUCUGACAAAUUUUCUCCCGAGGCUGCAUCUCGGCGGGGGCUGAGCACAGCAGAGAUGAAUGCAGUAGAGGCCAUUCAUAGAGCUGUGGAAUUCAAUCCUCAUGUGCCAAAAUACCUACUAGAAAUGAAAAGCUUAAUCCUACCCCCAGAACAUAUCCUGAAGAGAGGAGACAGCGAAGCAAUAGCAUAUGCAUUCUUUCAUCUUGCCCAUUGGAAGAGGGUGGAAGGGGCGUUAAAUCUUUUGCAUUGUACGUGGGAAGGCACUUUUCGGAUGAUUCCUUAUCCCUUGGAAAAAGGGCACCUAUUUUACCCUUACCCAAUUUGUACAGAAACAGCAGACCGAGAGCUGCUUCCAUCUUUCCAUGAAGUCUCAGUUUACCCAAAGAAGGAGCUCCCCUUCUUUAUUCUCUUCACUGCUGGAUUGUGUUCCUUCACAGCCAUGCUGGCCCUCCUGACACAUCAGUUCCCGGAACUUAUGGGGGUCUUCGCAAAAGCGUUCCUCAGCACUUUGUUUGCCCCCUUAAACUUUGUCAUGGAGAAAGUGGAAAGCAUCCUCCCGUCCAGCCUGUGGCACCAGCUGACGCGGAUCUGAGAGCACCACCCAUCUUCGCCUCAUCUGGCUGGCUGUCACCAGCUCUUCCGUGCCAACUCCUCGUGGACCGCAAGAAAGCAUGACUUUGAAAAAGGGAAGCCAUUCCGAGAUUUUAAAAUGUUCAUGGACUGUCUGUUCCAUAUUAAAAGCUGUUUUUGUUGUACAAAAUUCAUCAAUGUUCAGUUCUAUUUUAUUUUGCCUUCAGAAAAGAAGAAAAAAGUAAAAAAAUAAACUUUUGUGUAUUGCAGCAA